ACUAGUGUUCCCUCACUCACUCUCACCAGGCACGAUUUCAACGUUCCAAGUCUAACCUCCGAAUUCAUCUCUACAUCUCUGAAACUCUGGAUCUGAUUUUCUAAAAUCCUUUAGCUAUCUCCACGUAACAGAUAAACUAUCAUUCUCAUCCUAAAUUAAAACUCUCAUCUAAUUCAUUAACAGGAUUUUGGUGAGUCUACUCCUGCUCUUUCUCCUCAGUUUACAGUUCGAGGAGAAGCAAACCCCUUUUUUAUAUUCCUUAGAACUGCAAAAAAAAAGAACUGCGACUUUGAUGAUCAGGGUCUUUCCUUUUAAGUAGUUUAUGCUUGGCUUCUUGGAAUUGAAUCUGAAAUCAUAAUCUUUAUCUGUUAAAUCUGUCCAAUUGCCUAUUUGGGUAUGGUUCAUUUGCAUAAAUCUCGAUGCUUUUCUGCUGGAUUUGAAUUAUCAUGAAUAAAUAUCCGUUUGGCUCAAACAAUCCUAAGUCCUUCAAUGCAUAUCCAAGGGGUGACUUUGAUAUAGAAUCAGGAACUAUCAAAAGAACCAGAAGUAGAAAAUCAUCAAUUUACCCUGUUAGAAUGGCUAAGUCCUGGGCUAAUCGGCUUCAUUACUAUUACAAGCUACAUCCACUAUUUGUUUUCUCUAUUUCCUUGGCAUUCGGGGUCACGAUCCUCAUAGUUUUAUCUCUAUAUGAGCAACACUAUAGGGUGCUGCGUAAUUAUAUGAAACUUGAUGAUGGCUUUGGCAGUUAUUAUCCCUUUGCUAAGCUUAAGAAUCUUGUAAUGGUUGCUGGGCAUUCGGUUUAUACAAGCAGUAGUUGUGAAAAAGCUGACAAGGAGGAUUCUUGGUUUUUGGAGUCUUAUCAGAAGAAUCCAGGCCAGGCUGCCACAUUUUUGGCUCACAUAAAAGAAGGGAUAGAAAGCACUGCACUAGAUGAUGAGGCUUUGCUUCUUUUUAGCGGUGGAGAGACUCGGAAAGAUGCUGGUCCUCGUAGUGAGGCGCAGAGUUAUUGGACAGUUGCUGACUCCGAAGGAUGGUUUGGGAAGGAAGAAAGUUUAAAGUGGAGGGCAUUAACAGAGGAGCAUGCAAGAGAUAGCUUUGAGAAUCUUCUCUUUACUGUUUGUCGGUUUCGUGAGCUUACUGGGACAUACCCACACAACUUAACUGUUAUAAGCUAUGAUUUCAAGGAAGAGAGGUUUGCGCAGUUGCAUCGCUCCGCCAUUGGGUUCCCAGAGUCACGAUUCUUGUAUAGAGGCACCCCAGCUCCAGUAACUUCAAUAGAAGCAGCUCUGAAAGGUGAGGCAUUGGUGAGAACUCAAUUUCAAGAAGAUCCAUAUGGAUGUAUGGGAUCACUUAAGAGGAAAAAACUAGGUCGUGAUCCCUUUCAUCGCUCAGUCCCAUAUCCCAAAGGAUGCCCAGAAAUUGAAGGUCUAUUUAGAUAUUGUGGGGCUGCUCCUUAUCGAACUUCUCUGCCGUGGACAGUGUAAAAUUUAAUACACUAUGUUACUUCUCUGCAGUCUCAUUAACAGCAAAUUAAUGGAUCAGGUAAUCGAAAUUCAAUUUCUUACACUAUCUUUUUCAACCAAGAAUCAAUAUGUAGAAACCAAAACUAUAUUCGUCCUGAAAAAUACAACCAGGCCAUGUUAUGCUCUUGUGCUUGUA
This is a messenger RNA of Gossypium raimondii (Peruvian cotton), 1659 nucleotides long. RefSeq lists its product as hypothetical. Bases 447 to 1484 code for a protein of 345 amino acids. The record is from RefSeq and is a predicted model, not a curated record. Lineage: Eukaryota; Viridiplantae; Streptophyta; Magnoliopsida; Malvales; Malvaceae. The transcript has 3 exons. Gene Ontology annotation, cellular component: cytoplasm.